Messenger RNA from Conger conger (European conger), 2353 nucleotides. Its product is annotated as NHL repeat-containing protein 3-like. Lineage: Eukaryota; Metazoa; Chordata; Actinopteri; Anguilliformes; Congridae. Gene Ontology annotation, cellular component: extracellular region. Bases 112 to 1152 code for a protein of 346 amino acids. The record is from RefSeq and is a predicted model, not a curated record. The transcript has 7 exons. Gene Ontology annotation, molecular function: protein binding.
UUCACGUGAUGAAAAUAGGAAGUGUAGUGACAGUCCUUUGGUCUUUUAAGAUAUUAAUGGUACUCUGCGCGAUCGCUGCACCACGUAAUUGAAGUCAUUCAGAUUUCCUUCAUGAAAAGAAAAAGUUUCAUCGCAUUUAUGAUGGGAAUAGUGUUUCUACUAAUCGCGGUGUUGUAUAGCACUUACAAUUCUCAGCCGUCUGGCGCUUCUGGGCUUAAAACCGACUAUCGACUGCUGGGAAAAACACUUUACAAGUUGGAUAUAUCCUGGCCCAAGUACACGGAACAUUUCACGGGUGAUGUGUUCGGAGUCGCUGUCAAUCAUCUGGCUGGUUUGGUGUACGUGGCGCAGCGGGGGAACGAUAUUCCCAAAGUGCUGGUGUUCACCACAGAAGGAGAUUUCGUCCAGGCCUGGAACACCACUAACCUGGAGAUGCCUCACGGGAUCUUCUUGGCUGAUCCCUCCACAAACCCCUCUGUGUGGAUCACAGACGUGGGGACGGGGCGGUAUGGGCACACCAUAAAGCAGUACUCUCCCUCCGGGAAGCUGCUGCAGGUUCUGGGCACAGCAGGGACGGCUGGCUCUGGAAUGAACCCUCUGCAGUUCGACCAGCCAGCCGAGAUCUUCAUCCACAGCUCUGGUGAGAUCUACAUCGUCGACGGCGAUGGCGGCAUGAACAACAGACUUAUAAAGCUGUCCAAAGACCUGCAGGUGUUGUGGAUGCAUGGGGAGAAGGGCUCUGGCAUGGCGCAGUUCUACAUCCCACACAGCGUAGCUGUGGAUAACUACCGGAGGGUGUGGGUGGCUGACAGAGGGAACAAGCGGAUCCAGGCAUUCAACUCGGAGACGGGCGACUGGCUGGGGUCCUGGGGCAGUUGUUUCACAGAUGAUGCCCCAUAUUCUGUCAGACUGACACCAGACCAGAAGUAUUUUGUGGUGGUACAGCUGAACACCAAUCAGAUCAGUCUGCUGGAGGCCCCGUCCGUGGGUGCGAUUGGACAGUGCAAGGUGGUCAGUGUCAUCCAGUUGGCUGAGGACAUCAAGCCCCACCUUGUGGACCUGGACCUGAAAACAGGGGCACUGUACGUGGCCGAGAUUGGGGCUCAGCAGGCCCAGAAGUUCACCCCCUUCACCAUGGGAGGCCCCCAGUAAAGCUACAUUUUGGGGAUGGGAUGAGGGUUGAGGGUAAAGUACUUCUUCACUGGUGGAGCCCCUCUCUGUUUUUUCUGCAAGCAAAAAUUAUAAAAAUGUAAAGUGAUAAAACAUUUCACAGGCACUCCUCCACACGGGGCUUAAAAAUCACAAUGGAAAAAGAGACGCUUACGUUGGAAGCAAUCGUAUUAUUUUCGGUCUGCGGAUCUUUUGCCAGCACAAUCAUGCAAUGACAUCGCAGCCAUCUUAUCCCUCUUCUGCCCCCUUCAUUCCUCUGUUAUUUCCCGUGGUGCACUUUACCUUCCUUAGCACUGGUGCUUUAGCUGACCUGCAUGUCUAAAGUAAUGACAGACCAUUGAGCCUGUGGGCAGCCCUAUGAGUUUAACCAGGGGACAGCCCCGGUUAGGUACUCAGCGUUCGGUGCCAUUGAAUGUACUGAAUGUGUAGUCAGCAGAGAAAGUGUGAUUCUGAGCAUGAUUUUCCAAAGGGAAAUCCCUCCAGUUGGUCUGUUGUCCAGACCUUGGUGUGAUUAGUGAAAUAAAUCGCUGCUGUAUAGUUUCUAGGUUUUGAAUGUCACUGUGAUGAAAGGGUGGGAAAUGUCAUCUAAAACAGAGCCAGGAGAAUCUGUACUUGUUACAGGACUAAUGUGCUUAAAAGUGUAUUAUACUGUAGGUGGUGUAUGUGCGUUUUUGAUAUACAAGAUUGGCCAAAAAUAAAAUAAUUAUAUUUUGAAAUGAUUUUGCCAUUUGGUAAUUCGAUGGUCCUGUUUUCUAUCAUCAGUAAAAUCUCAGUAUCUAUGUCUGUCAUUACAUUUAUGUUUUAAAAGGAAUAUGAGACUUGACUGCAUGUAAGUUUCUGCACCCUUUUUUAAUUACCCUUGGUCAUCGUUGAACUGCAGUUGUGAAUUGUUCUUAGUUAUUUUGUUGAAAGUGCUAGUUCAUUUGGCAGUACAACCAUAUGUGUAUGUAUAUAUUGUAAAUGGUAAAGCCUUUUAAUGAGUGACCUUUAGCUAUUUCCUCUGUGAUUAAUGUGCAACAGUUUCCUCCUAGAUGUUUCCGUGAUCUGAAAUACACAUGCACAAAUGACUUUGUAUUGGAGUUGUAAUAAUCCUGAGAGUUUCUGAAAAUGUAUUCUUUCAUUGUCAUCGGUUGAUAAAAUGCGUGACUGUCAUUCAGGAGCUCUAUUAAACAAUGAAAGGGAA